AAUUAAAAAACCUUUAACUACAACUUCAAUCACGUGAUGCGUAUCACGUGAUGUUUUGAUAAUUUUGUUUCUCUUUUUGCAAAUUCAGUAAAAGGGUGCCAGGGAGCCGGUAAUUAGAAGUCACACAGCAGAAAUGGCAGAUAAAAAGUAUGAAGAUGGCAUGCUUGGCAAACUAUUAGAACUGGAUAAGAAAAUUAGCUUAUCUUUAAGUUUAUCUGCUUCUAAAACCUCUCCACUGGGAAACUAUAGACCUCAUAUGAAGGCCUUAGAAUAUUCAUGUCAUGGCGUAUUUUGGAUUUCUGGUAGUAUAAUUUUAUUAUGGCUUACUGAAGAUCCCAUCAAGGAUGCCUUCUUCUUCAAUAUUAUUUUAGCUCUGCUUCUAGAUGUUUUAUUUGUGGCAGUAUUAAAAGCAUUGUUAAGAAGACGGCGACCUGAAAAUAAUGAAAGUGAGGAUAUGUUUAUGACGCUAUCUGUGGAUAAAAUGUCCUGCCCAUCUGGUCACACAUCUCGAGCUGUUCUUGUUACUUAUUUAUUAAUUUGGUGUACACCACAAAAAUAUGUGUUGCAUCUUUUUUUGCUAGUAUGGUGUAUUUGCACUUGCUCCUCUAGAAUUCUUCUUGGGCGCCAUCAUGUUGGGGAUGUUCUUAUUGGUGCUGUUCUUGGAUAUGUUGAAUACUGCAUCAUGAAUUACCUUUGGGCCGGUCCUGAAAAUGCUAAAUGGUACCUUGAUUUAUUUAGGGAUUCCAGUAGUAUUGUUGAAGAUUUGUAAAAUAUAUACUAUGGAAAGUUUCUUCUAAUUAAUUACUGUUGGCUCCGGUUUAAUCCUAUAAUUGGUUUUUAAAAUUUGCAUUAUUUUAUAAUAUAUUUUAAAAUGUAAUCUGUGAAACUUUAACGUAGAUUGUUUAUAUUUGACAUUAUUUCAUUACUGCAAUUAGAUAAUUCGUUUAAAUUCUUUAGAAAAUUGUUUAUUUUUAUAUUUUUUAUUAGUGGCUUUUUGAAUUAAUAUAUGGAGUUGUUACUGAUAUAAAAUAAAUAUUAAUAUGAGUCAUAUCACACUUUUAAAAACACAUCCUUAAAUAUCGCAAGAAAGUAUUUUAAAAUAAAGUUAUUGUGACUCUUAUGUGCUGAUUUAAGCAUCAGCAGUUUGUGUGAUAAACUCUGUGAUUUUUAUGAAAGUAUAGACUGAAAAACUGAAUACAUUUAUCAGGUGUGAAUCACAGUAUUUUGUUAAACAUUAAAUGUGUACAUUUAGUUUUAGUGUAACACCACAUAUAAAUAAAUGAACUGAUAUGCAAUUAUUAUGUUUUCAUGCUUCAAUACUUUUUACUGUUUGUGUUUGUAAGUGUGAAUGAUUUGUCUAAAUUAAGUUUCUAAUAGGUUUGUUUCAAAUAUCUGAAAUUAAUAUAAAUAUCUGAAAUAACAUGAUACAUAUUAAGUUUUUCUUUUAAAAAUAAUUCAGUAAUCACGAAAUGAUAUAAUGCUCAUAAUUGUUGAAAUUGAGAAUAAUGCUAGCAAAAAAUUUUAACGGAAUUAAAACAAAAUAUUAACACAUCAGAUAGGUAUUAAUUUAGUUGAAUUUUUUUUUUAUUGACUUUAUAAUUUAAUGUAACAUAGUGGGGUAAUUCAUAAUUUUUUUAUUAUGUACAUAAAUGAGUUAUUUAAACUACUUACAAUAAAUAUUGAAAAAAAUAUCGGAUUUUAUUAUUUUUUACCUUAAUUCUCAUACCAGGGUCAGUUUUAUAGACUGAUGUUUUAAUGAGAGUCUAAUUAUUCUUAAAUAAAGUUUAUUUUCAGCAUAGAUAAAAAAAAAUGAGUUGCCUUGUUUUUAAAAAUUUUGACAUAAUUACUCUUUGUUCAACACAAAUACUAAAUGCCAUUAAACAUGGUAUAUAAGACUGUAAGGACUUCAAAGUCUAUUUUUAAGCUAUAUUGAAUACCAUCAUCAUUUACUCACCCAUUAAAUUCUUAGUUUAUAAUAAAUUGCUAUUUUUAUUUAGUAUAUGUAAUUAUUUUAUUUUUAAAUAAAAACAUUGACAAGUUCUACAUUUCGAAAUCAUUUACACCCAAUAUUCAUUUCUUAGUAUGUAAAAAAGUGAAUAUUUGGAAAAAAAAAGUGACUAGUGAUUUAUUUACAUGUAAAUAAAAAUUUAUGUGGAAUCUAAAAACUUCAAUAAAAAUUAGUUGUGGAUAAAAAAUUCUUGUUUUUAUUAGGCCAUUAAAACUACUCUUUUUAUAACUUUUCAUUAACAUCUUUUUUUUAAUGUUUUAAUAUAUCUCGUUAUUUAAAUAAAUUUGUCAGUCUCAUAUUAUUUAAAAAAAAAAAAUGCAAAACAUUAGUGACUGAUACAUUUUUUUCUUUCCCUAUUUAUUUAUUUUUAAUUAAACAUUUGAUAAAUAAAUUAAGUAACAUUUAUAAUUAAAUAAUUAUGUUACUACAUUAUUUUUAAAUUAACUAGUUGAAUGGGCAGCAAAUUUGUCUGAAUAAGUAAAAUGCCAAGUAACAUUUAAAAGAGAGAUUUUGUGCUCUCACGUAGCUUCUCAUAUGGUCACAUAUGUAAGAUCAGCAUAGUCUACAGAACCAUCUUAGUUUCUGUGGAAUUUGAGCAGAAUUUAAAUAAAGGAUUCCAUAGAAUGCAUGUGAGAUUAUAAAAUCUCUCAAAUAUUCAGUGUACUCUUACUUCAAGGUAUAUGAACAUUUUUCAUUGGAGGAAUUUAUUUUGAUAGAUGCUGGCUAUUUAUUUCUGUGACAAAUGACUUUUUACAGUUUUUAACUUUAUAUAGUUCAUAUUAUAUAUUUAACAUUAGAUAUAAUUGAAAAUAAAUUUUUACUGUAAAUAUUAUUAUUUUGAAUAUCAUACAACACCUGUACCCUUAAGUCAUGAAAUAUAUCAUAGUAUAUAUUACUUAGCUUUGAAUCCAAGUUUUUAUUUAAAAAAAAAGACUGAACUGUAAACCACUUUAUUUGGUUCAUCAUGUGUAAGCCAUAAGUAUACUAGACAUAAUUAACUGUUUGGUACUAAUGGUUUUGUUUUGGGAUUUAGCGAUUAUGUAUAGAAGGUUAUUCAGUUGGAUUGUUCGUUACAAUUUUUAUGUGUUGUAAUAUAGGGUAUUUAAAUCAUAUAUUUAAUGAAUUUUUAUGUCGGAAUGUUAUCUAAUUUUUUGUUUAUUGUGCUGCUUGUAAUUUAGAUUUUUAUUAAUUUAUAUUUAUUUAAUAUAUGCAGUAUAAAGAAAUAUAGAUCAUUAUUUAUUAUUAUGUAUGAAAUAUUUUGAUAUGGUCAGGAUUUAUAAGAUAGAGUUGGUUUUAAGAUUGAAUCAUGAAUGCAAUGCUCAUUUAAAAAUAUAAAGAUUUGAAACAGUUUAGAAUGACAUUUAGAAUAAAGCUUAUUUUAUUUAAAUUUUGUGGUAACUAGUAGUUAAUACUAUUCCAUAAGAAUUUUACCUUAAUUUUAUGUCUCACUUUUUAGAUUAUUUUUUGUAAAAGAUGCUAAUAAGAAAAUUACUUUUGAAAACUAUAACAACAGUUGUGUUACUAAACUGUUAAAACUAAAUGUUUAUAUAUCAAUAAUAAAAUUAAUUCAAAUAACUGUUAAUUCUUACAAAAUUUUAAAUUUUUUUUCUUAAAUAUAAUUAUUUUGCCUUUCGAUUGGAAUUUAGUUUAAUUUUUCUGUUAAUAACUAAAAUGUAUACAUUGAUUGCUUUUAAAAUGUCUUAGACUUUUUUUGUACCAAUGUUUUAAGUGAUAUUAAAUUACAAAUUGUUAACUUUAAAUGAAAAAUAGAAAUUGCCCAUUUUAAUUUUAUGAGUCACUUUUUUACAGACACAUUAGCAGUAUUUUUUUAUUUAUUUUUAAAUCAGAGGAGAAGCUUAGCCACGGAAUCUCCAUCUUUAAUUGGAAAGAGAAAUUUGAAUAAAUUAAUGGCAGCAAAAAUGGGUGAUUAGAAAUGUUUUUUUUUUAUGAAUGUGGAGGAAAUUAGUUUUAUCUAUCAGCUUUUGAUAUGAAAAUUAUUCAGUCAUGGAUGCAUGUUCAAAUUGUUUUUGACAAAUAUAUAGACGAGUUUCAUGCAUUAUAUGCUAUGUAAAAUUACUUAUUUUUUUUACAUUACUUAAAUUGUCAAACUGUAUUAAUCAAUUCAUCAUUUGCUGCUUUUGUUUUAAUGAAUCAUGGCAGUUAUGAAAACCUUCAAUUUUUAUAGUGUAAUUAAAACAUGCUAUAUUUCAUAAAUAUUAUGCCAUAUUUCAUUAUACAUUUGUUAUUAUAGCAUAAAAAAGCGAUUUCUUUAAAUUUAGUCUUCCUUUUUUUUUUUUUUAAAUUUUUUUUAAAUAUAUUGAGGGAGAUGAUUAAAUCUUAAUGAAGCAUACUGUUCAAGAGAUAAAUACUACAAAAAAUUAAUAUGUUUUACUUUAUCUUGCAAAAAAAUGAAGAAAUGUUUAUUCUAUUUUAACUUUCAAAAUAAUGUACAAUGAUUUUUUUUUAGAAAAACAUUUUUCCAAAAAAUUAUUCUUAAUUUUUUUAUUACUGAAAUUUUUUAAUCCUGGCAUUACCCUUUUUGCAGAACAUUAUGCUUGCAAUUGCUCUCUUUAAAAGAUAUGUUAUUACUUGAAAUAGCUUAUAAAAAUAACAAUUUAAAGGUAGAAAAUAUUUUAAAUGCCAGAACAUUUUGUUGGUGUGUUGCAUGGGUGCAAGUCUUCCGUCCCCAGGACGGAUUUCCGUCUUUUGAAAAUGUCCGCGGAUGGAAGUAAGACGGAAAUCGGAAUUUUUUUUUUCUGUCCUUAAAAAUAUUUUUUAGGUUUACGUUAUUGGUCUACUUUCUUAUGUCCUGUUGUUAUUUUAUCAAAAGACAGAUGAAUAAAUAUUUUUUGUACAGUAUUUAAACUUGAUGUAUUACGGUAAAGCUUUCUUAGAUAGUUUGUAUAUGUCAAGGGGGUAUUGUGUAUGAGUAUGUUGGCUAUUUCAGUCAAAAAAUUUUCAGUCUUGGCCUUUUUUCCAAUUUGCACCCAUGGUGUGUUGUAUUAUUAGCACCUAUACUUAAUAGUGGUUAAAAAAAUCAUUUAGUAUAAUUUUUUUAAUAAUUGUGCAGUGAACAAAAAUAAAGGCAAAUUAUAAGCACAUUAUUUUUGUUAAUAAUAUUUUUCCCAAAUAGUUCUUUUAAAAAUUACUUUUGUUUAUUUAAUUUCUUUUUAAUUUUGUAAUGUUUUAAACAUUUCUUUUAUUAAAUAAAAUUGCUGUCUUCAUGUUGUUUAUUAAAUAUUUUCCCCAGUUAACUUUUUUUGUAAUCUAAAAUUCACAUUCAAACUUUACAUAGCUAUUACUUUUAAAUAAUAUAUUUCUUACUAAGAGUCUUGAUCAUAUUUUAUUCAAAGCAAAAAUUGAAGAUUCAUAAAUGAAUGUAAAAUAUACCAGCUAACAAUAUUUCAGUAUGAAGUUAUUCAAAAGCUCUUUAAACUAAAAAUUUUUUUUUCUUCUCAAAAAUCAAUCACAUUAUUUCCCUGAAUUUAUUCUAAUUUUUUAUUAAUGAUCCAGAUUCUCUUUUAAUGUCGAAGUAAUUUUUUACUACAGUACAGAACCCGUUAUCUGGAAAUCAGAAAACCGGAAAACCAAAAAACCAGAACGAAAUUUGAUAAAUUUUCUCGUCAUUUUUUAAAAAAAAUUUUUUUCCUCAUAAGAUUUUACGAUUUUUCUUUAUUUUUUUAAAGAUGUUUACCUUACCAUCAUUUUGGAAAUAAUCAUUAGUGUAUUACUUCAUCGUUUUUUCUUAUUUUUAAGAUUAUUUCCAAAUUUAGUUGGGUUUAACAAUAAAAAAAAGGCUUUUUGUAGCGAUUCAGAAAACCGGAAAAGUCAGUUAUCCGGAAUAGCGAUGGUCCCGAUCGUUCCGGAUAAUCGGUUCCCUACUUAGUAUUUUUUGUGUUAUAUAAAUAAGAUAUUGAGGCUCUGGUUAGCUAAUGUAUAGUAGAAGGAAGUGAUAAAAAUUUGUCUUUAAUAUAAAAAGAGACCACAUAAACUAUAAUGACUGGUACUGUUAGGGAAAAAUUCUACACUUGUAUAAACUGUGAUAUUAAUUUUUGACAUGUUUAUGAGCACAAAUGUUUUAUAUUAAUGAAUGAGAAAGUGAUAGCAUUAUUUUCCUGUCAUUGAGUAAAGUAUAUUAGCUAAUUUUUGUCUUUAUAUUGUUAUUUCUAGUGUUUUGAGGAAAUGAAAGCUAAUUAAAUUUUGUACAGAUGAAA
Parasteatoda tepidariorum (common house spider) is the source of this 6222-nucleotide messenger RNA. Its product is annotated as polyisoprenoid diphosphate/phosphate phosphohydrolase PLPP6. Gene Ontology annotation, molecular function: sphingosine-1-phosphate phosphatase activity. The record is from RefSeq and is a predicted model, not a curated record. NCBI's taxonomy places the organism in Eukaryota, Metazoa, Arthropoda, Arachnida, Araneae, Theridiidae.